Helobdella robusta is the source of this 492-nucleotide messenger RNA. RefSeq lists its product as hypothetical. The annotation marks the transcript as partial. The record is from RefSeq and is a predicted model, not a curated record. NCBI's taxonomy places the organism in Eukaryota, Metazoa, Annelida, Clitellata, Rhynchobdellida, Glossiphoniidae. The transcript is spliced from 3 exons. Gene Ontology annotation, molecular function: protein binding.
AUGACGGUAGAUGGCACUCUCCACAAGUUCCCCUGCCCUGAAAACUGCCACUGCAACAAACAAAAGUUCAUGGUCGUCUGCUCCAAUGAAAAAUUAACAAAAAUUCCCAAACUUUCGCCCCUGACAAGAAUUUUAAACUUGGAUAUCAACAGUCUGGAUAGUCGAUUGCCAGAUAAAAUUUUCAAUUCCUUCCAGCAUUUGACAAAACUGUACAUCGAAUAUUGUGAUAUAUCUUCAUUACCACUAAAUGCUUUCCAGGGUCUACACGCGUUAGAGAAGUUGUCAUUAAAAAAUAACAUUAUAAAGUACGACUGCGAUGAGUUGAAUAAAUUGCAGUACCUCCACAAUUUGGAAAUGCUUGAUCUUGCUAACAAUCAUUUUGUUGACAUUAAUUCUCAAUGUUUUUCAUCACUCAGCAGUCUGAAGUCGCUGGAUGUUUCAGGUAACCCCUUCUAUUGCUCAUGUUCUCUCCCGGAUUUUGCCUUAUGGUUA